Acanthoscelides obtectus is the source of this 825-nucleotide messenger RNA. The record is from the annotation of a GenBank genome assembly. NCBI's taxonomy places the organism in Eukaryota, Metazoa, Arthropoda, Insecta, Coleoptera, Chrysomelidae.
AUGAAAAAACUGUAUGACGUCAUAAAGGAUGCAACGUACGAGAAGUGUAUCAAAAGUCAAUCUUAUAUUUCUAUAAAUGAUAACGAUGGCAUCCAGUUUACUGAUUCUAUUGAAAUGAUGCCUCCAAAAAAAAAGCAAUGGAAUGCAGAAGCGAUGAAGAGGGCAGUAGAAGCAGUUAAGAACAAGGAAAUUGGAACUCUCAAGGCGUCUAAAGCAUUUGGCGUGCCCAAAAGCACACUGAUUGAUUAUGUAAUAAGUAAGAAAUCGGUUGAUACAUUACUUGCUAUCAAAUUAGGCAGAAAACCUACUUUAACAAAUGAACUUGAAGAAGCACUAGUUGAGUAUGCUCUCGAAAUGGAAACAAGCUGGCGAUACGUAAUGGGCUUAAGCAUCCUUUUUCUUGCCGAAGUGCCGCUGCUGGAAAAAAAAUGGUUGAAAUCGUUCAUGUCAAGACACCCAAAAUUGUCUUUCCGAAAACCACAGGGAAUUUCUGCAGCCCGUGUUAAGGGUUUUACAAAAGAGAAUGUUCAAGCAUUUUUCAACCUCCUUGGUAGCGUUUUGCCAAAAGUUGGCUUUAAUCCAGCAGCAAUCUAUAAUGUUGAUGAGACUGGUAUUACGACAGUACAACACAAACAUGCCAAAGUGAUAAGUUUGAAAGGAAAAAGGCAAGUUGCAGCUUUAACUGCUACGGAACGGGGUGCUUUAGUAACUAUUGUAACGAGUAUGAACGCUGUCGGUCGUUACAUACCACCAAUGUUGGUGUUUCCCCGCAAAAAUAUGAAGCCUGAUAUUAGAUGGACACUAUUCUCAUUCAAGGAAUAUUGA